AUGUCAAGUGAUGAAAACCGGGUGAAUUUGAAGCAACGAAUGGUGAGCGCAUUAGCUGGAUCACUUACUACUGCACUAAUAUUGACUCCUUUAGAUGUGGUUAGAAUACGAUUACAGCAGCAGGAGCUUAUUCCAUCUUGCUUAUGUGUUGAUGAUUUGAAAACUGGUGAAAGCUUGGCGGUGAAACCAUUGUCGUCUGGGAAGCUGUUUUGGCAGGAUGAGUGUUUUCACAAAAUUGACUGUAAGGCUACAGCCACGAGGUUUACGAGUACAUGGGAGGCAUUAAUGACGAUCUCGCGUACUGAGGGGUUUACUACGCUUUGGAGAGGACUUUCUUUAACAUUGUUAAUGGCGAUUCCGGGCAAUGUUGUGUAUUUCUCUGGUUACGAGGUAUUGAAAGAAAAGUCCUUCCUGCGUCACAAUCAUCCGCUUUUGAAUCCAGUAUUCUGCGGUGCGUUUGCUAGGAUGCUAGCAGCAGCUACAGUUGCUCCUUUAGAGCUGAUUAGGACUCGGUUUCAAAGUAUUCCGCGAUCUUCAACUGGUAUAAGUUCGCUGAGUAUGUUCAAGGACUUACUAAAAGAGACUAGAAUGGAAUUAUCGGUACAUGGUUAUAGAGCGCUAUACAGAGGACUGCUGCUAACAUUAUGGCGGGAUGUGCCAUUCAGCGCUCUGUAUUGGGGGGCAUACGAGUAUUAUAAACAGCAUUACUGGAUUAACACAUCAAUUAUAUACCGUUCUAAAAGCAAUAGUUGGGAAUAUUUCUUCAAUGGUCUCAUUGGUGGUGGUAUUAGUGGUACCAUUGCAACUCUUAUUACUCAUCCCUUUGAUGUUGGGAAGACCAGAAUGCAACUAGAGGUUCUGAACUCUGAGAAGAAUGAUAAAAAAAGUACUGGAGGCAACAAAACUACUAAUAUCUUCAGAUUCUUAAACAAUAUCAGAAGAACAGAAGGUAUUAAAGCUUUAUAUACCGGCUUAGUACCUAGAGUAGCGAAAGUUACGCCCAGUUGUGCGAUUAUGAUUUCAACUUAUGAAUUAUCGAAGAAAUACUUCACUUCCUGA
Molecule: messenger RNA, 1059 nt
Organism: Eremothecium sinecaudum
Lineage: Eukaryota; Fungi; Ascomycota; Saccharomycetes; Saccharomycetales; Saccharomycetaceae
Gene: MTM1
Product: Mtm1p
Exons: 1
Coding region: 1-1059 (352 amino acids)
Biological process (GO): mitochondrial transmembrane transport
Source: RefSeq, a predicted model, not a curated record